Molecule: messenger RNA, 2088 nt
Organism: Nannospalax galili (Upper Galilee mountains blind mole rat)
Lineage: Eukaryota; Metazoa; Chordata; Mammalia; Rodentia; Spalacidae
Product: protein artemis-like
Exons: 2
Coding region: 113-1177 (354 amino acids)
Source: RefSeq, a predicted model, not a curated record
UUUGCCGCUUUAUUAUGGUGCAGUGAUUUCUAACUAUUAAACACUGCUUCUAGUCCGCAGUCUGUGUGAUUUCUCCCAUGGUAUUUUUCUAAUCUCCAUAAAUGAAUCUUACAUGCCAGCAGCUUUUCCAGAAGGAAAAUCAAGUGUUCUUAUUUAUUUCAGUUUAAAGCCUUUAUGCCGAUCUUCCCAAAGUGCUGAGCCAAAGUAUAAACCACUUGGAAAACUGAAGAGAGCUAGAACAAUCAAUGUAGACUCAGAGGAGGAAGGUGAUCUUUUUGAUGACCCUCUACCAACACCUUUAAGGCACAAAGUUCCAUACCAGGUAACUCAUCACGCUGAGGUAUUUUCAAUGACUGCACUGUCACAAAACCAGCCUGAAAAAGCAAGACAAAGCACAGAACGCUGCAGAGUGGAGAGUAUGCAGAACUCUUUUUUGGCCAACUUUAUAGACUGUGAAGAAUCCAACAGUGAAAGUGAAGAAGAGCUAGAAACCCUGCCUUUGCUGCAGGGAAAGCUAGGCCCUGUAGCACUUCCCCAGCAAAAUGCUGAUGGGGAUAUACCACAGUGGGACGUAUUCUUCAAAAGAAAUGAUGAAGUCACAGAUGAAUGUUUGGAAAAUUUCCCUUCAUCCACAGAGAUGGGGGGUUCUCAGUCACCAAAGCUUUUCAGUGACUCUGAUGGAGAAUCAACCCACAUCUCUUCCCAGAAUUCUUCUCAGUCAACACACAUAACAGAUCAAGGAAGUCAAGGCUGGGACAGCCAAUCUGAUACUGUUUUGUUAUCUUCACAAGAGAGAAACAAUGGGGAUGGUUCCUCUUUGAACAAAGGGGCCUACAAACCAAAAUUCAAAGAGAGUAUUUCUGUGCCUCAAAUGGAACAAAAUGUACUUUGCCCAGAGGAUACUUGCUGUGAUUUGAAAAGCAGAGAUAAAGAGGUAAAUACAGUUUCUAGUGUUGGAAAAGAAGCCACUAUGAGUGAUGGGAAAUACACACCUGAGGAAGCAGCAGUGCCAAAUGGUACACACACAGACUCACAGAGCUCCUCUGAUUUUGAAAUUCCCUCAACUCCAGAAGCUGAGCUUCCUAAACCAGAGCAUUUACAGUAUUUAUAUAAAAAACUGGCAACAGGUGAGAAUAUAGUAGUUGAAAAAAGAAAAUGUUCGCUCUUCGAUAUUUAAGAAUUAAAAUACCUCAUGCUAACAAGGAUGUCCAGCUUUUGAUGUAGCAACAUGACACUGUCAAAUAUAAAUGUACUGGGCUAUAUUCAUAGCUAUCUCGGGAUGGAUGCAGCCUGCAGGCUAUAGGUUAAGACACACCUAUUAUAGCAACCAGUAAAAAAUUUAUACAAAGUGACAAAUCACUGUCAUAACAGAUCAAAAUAGGGUAUUUUAAAAUGCUCAAAUAAGGCAAUUAUGGAGAAACAAGAUCAAAAACAGGGACAAGUUUGCACAAGAUCGUAUAACUAAAUCUAAACAUAAUAAAUUAAAAACAAGUGAUAUAAAGAAAGUGAUAAAAACACAAACUCAGGGAAAAACAUAUCCGCCUAUGUGCUGUUUACAGAAAACAAUUCAAGUGAUCUAAGUUAAAAUUAAAGGAUUUUAAAGGGAUACCAUGUAAAUACAUUAAGCAACCUGGAGUAUUAAAACCAGUCAGUAUCCUAAUGGUCAAAGGUCUAGUUCACCAAGAGGACUCCUAUGUACAACUUUAAAAUACAUGAAAAUGAAAACUAAAAGAAAAAGCAGUUGCUGCAAGAGAACAGGCCUGUAAUCCCUGCUACUCAGAAGGCUGAGGCAAGAGGAUCGAAAGUUCAAGGCCAGCCUGGGCAACUUUGCAAGGUCUUAUCUCAAAAGAAAGAACAUGGGGCUAUAAGUCAAUGGUAGAGUGCUUGUCUAGCAUGUAGGUUCAAUCCCCAGUACUGCCUCUUCACAAAAGAAACCAACUAAUAUAAUAGUUAUAAAGAUUUUACCAUCAGGGUUUGGAGAGAUGACUCAGUGGUUAAGAGCACUGGCUGCUCUUGCAGAGGACCCAGGUUUGAUUACCAGCACCUACAUAGUGGCUAACAACCAUCUGUAACUGCAGUUCCAGGGGA